Halichondria panicea is the source of this 603-nucleotide messenger RNA. RefSeq names its product elongin-C-like. Gene Ontology annotation, biological process: ubiquitin-dependent protein catabolic process. The record is from RefSeq and is a predicted model, not a curated record. Bases 1 to 357 code for a protein of 118 amino acids. The transcript is spliced from 3 exons. Gene Ontology annotation, cellular component: elongin complex. Lineage: Eukaryota; Metazoa; Porifera; Demospongiae; Suberitida; Halichondriidae. Gene Ontology annotation, molecular function: protein-macromolecule adaptor activity.
AUGGCUGACGGAGUAGCGGACGGAGGAGCAGCGAGGGAUAUGGGCGGCGUGGAGGGUCCAGAAGCGAUGUACGUCAAAUUGAUCGCCAGCGACGGCCAUGAGUUUAUUAUGAAGAGAGAACAUGCACUCACAUCUGGUACUAUCAAGGCUAUGCUCAGUGGACCAGGUCAGUUUUCAGAAAAUGAAACCAACGAAGUGAAGUUUAGAGAGAUUCCGUCCCAUGUUCUGUCCAAGGUGUGCCAAUACUUCACCUACAAGGUCCGCUACACUAACAGUAGUACUGAGAUUCCAGAGUUUACCAUUUCGAGAGAGAUUGCCCUCGAACUACUCAUGGCUGCUAACUUCCUCGAUUGCUGAUCGUACAAUCACUCGAUCCCCAACACAUCAAACUUUCUGACUGACUGCUGUUAUGUGCAUUUAGCUAUAAUUAUUGUUAGCUGUUUCAUUUGUGUUGUUUGCACUUUUAUGCCCAAUGGUUCAGGGUAGCUAUUUAUUAGUGAGUUUUGUAUUCGAAGUGUGUAUUCGAAGUGUCUUUACUUCCCACAGCACUUGUUUAUGCAAUUGCAAUGCAUUUUAAUUAAUGAGAACUCUGUUAAUAAUGAA